Tachysurus fulvidraco (yellow catfish) is the source of this 3486-nucleotide messenger RNA. It is a transcript of the gene mapkap1, whose product is annotated as MAPK associated protein 1. The transcript is spliced from 13 exons. Gene Ontology annotation, cellular component: plasma membrane; cytoplasm; TORC2 complex. Gene Ontology annotation, molecular function: phosphatidylinositol-4,5-bisphosphate binding. Lineage: Eukaryota; Metazoa; Chordata; Actinopteri; Siluriformes; Bagridae. Gene Ontology annotation, biological process: TORC2 signaling. The record is from RefSeq and is a predicted model, not a curated record. The coding region runs from base 451 to 2028 and encodes 525 amino acids.
AAAACAUGAAGGCAAAGAACAAGAAACCGGAAGCGAAAGGAUCUGAUAUGGUUGUGGCGUAACGUUGAAUAACAGAAGAUUUAACACAUACAUUGUGUCAAGUUGUGAUUUACUCGCUUUUUUUCCCGCGUGAUUGUCUUCAUGGCCAAUAUAUUCAGGCAACGAAUUGGUAUUGCAUGAAGCAAGACAAGUGUAGCGUCACACCGCAUACUGACGAAUAUUAAUUUUUCUGGAGGUACCAACAUUGUCUCCCACAGGAUGUCAGACAUCGCUAACCAGAAGAUCCUAAGAGGCAACCACAAAUGCUCGACUGCUGAGGGGAAACAACAAACGAUAACUUCUGAAGAAACAUCAGACCUGUUUUGAAUGCCAAAAUUUGAUGGAACGUAAAUUAAAGGAAGUGGAGUGUUGGAUGAUUUAUGAAAGCUGUAGCAGGAGUUGCCAAUAAGAAUGGCUUUUCUUGACAAUCCCACCAUCAUACUGGCCCACAUCCGACAGUCCCAUGUGACUAGUGAUGACUCAGGAAUGUGUGAGAUGGUGCUGAUUGACCAAGAUGUUGACUUAGAAAAGUGUUAUGUAGGUGCCAUUUCUGCUGGUAAUGGAUUGAAAGGUUUGUUGGGAGAUUCCAUUGUUAGUGGAGAUGUGCAGCCUUGUGACCUCUCUCAGUCCAUGGACAUCACUUCCAGUUGGGACUUUGGCAUCCGUCGGCGCUCCAACACAGCACAACGGCUGGAAAGGCUAAGAAAGGAACGACAGAACCAGAUCAAGUGUAAAAACAUUCCAUGGAAGGAGAGGACAUCGUCUCAGUCAGCAGAAGACUUGAGCUUCCUUUUUGAAAAGAAGGACUUUAAAGACAGGCCUCGAAGCACAGGGACCAAAUCCACCCUCUCUCUGCGCCUAGAGCAGUGUCCUCAACAGCUCAACAACCCCUUUAAUGAGUACUCCAAAUUUGAUGGCAAGGGCCAUGUGGGUACAACCGCAACUAAAAAAAUAGACGUCUACCUCUCAAUGCAGUCUACCCAGGAGAAGUUGCAUCCUAUGAUGGUGGUGACAAUGGCCAAUGCGAGAGUCCAUGAUCUUAUUGGCCUUAUUUGCUGGCAAUACACUAGUGAGGGCCGUGAACCAAAACUAAAUGAAAAUGUCAAUGCAUACUGCCUCCACAUAGCUGAAGAUGAUGGGGAGGUGGAUACAGAUUUCCCGCCUCUAGAUUCCAAUGAGCCCAUCCACAAGUUUGGUUUUAGCACACUUGCUCUGGUGGAGAAGUACUCAUCUCCAGGACUAGGCCCCAAGCAGUCACUUUUUGUCAGAAUAAAUGCAGCUCAUGGUUUCUCGCUGAUUCCUGUGGACAGUUUAAAGGUAACCAUGAAAGAGAUUCUACAGAAAGCCCUCAAGAAAAGAAAAGGCUCACAAAAGGGUUCAGGCCCCAUGUAUCGUUUAGAAAAACAGAUGGAGCCAAAUGUGGCAGUGGAGCUGGACAGUACACUGGAGAGCCAGAGCACAUUGGAGUUCUGUCUAGUUCGAGAGAACAGCUCCAGAGGAGAAGAGAGCUCAGAAGAGGACCCACCUAUAGACAUCAAUACAGUUCAAGAUAUGUUGAGCAGUCACCACUACAAAUCCUUUAAGAUAAGCAUGAUCCACAAGCUCCGCUUUACUACUGAUGUUCAGCUAGGUAUAUCAGGCGAGAAGGUGGAGAUUGACCCUGUCACCAAUCAGAAAACAAGCACAAAGUUCUGGAUACGACAGAAGCCAAUUUCUAUUGACUCAGACCUGCUUUGUGCAUGUGACCUGGUAGAGGAGAAGAGUCCAAGCCAUGCAAUAUUUAAGCUUACAUAUCUUAGCAACCAUGACUACAAGGUCCUUUUCUUUGAAUGUGAUGCUGCUACAGUCAAUGAGAUCGUUCUAAAGGUGAACUACAUCCUUGAGUCUCGAGCCAGCACUUCAAGAGCUGACUAUUUUGCACAAAAGCAACGAAAACUCAGCCGACGAACCAGCUUUAGCUUUCAGAAAGACAAGAAAUCAAGCCAGUAGGACAAAAUAAAUAAUAAUAAUCUUUUUAAAAAGAACCUUUUAAUAAAACAGAAACAGGCUGAAUGCAAAUGUAUGUGAAAAUCAAGGUUCUACAGUUAAAGUUAACCACAUUAAAAAUCCAAGAAUUUAAAAUUUAACUCUAUGGGGACAUAUACCUACAAAUAACAAGGCAUUUGUUCUUUGUGACUUUUAACAUUGAAACCGAAACAGGCUUAUUUUAAAUAAUGCAUUGGUCUGUUGAAAGUUCAAAUUUGAUUUACAUUUUGUAUUUCUUUUUUUCUGUGAGCUCUCUUUUAUUUCAUCCCUCUAAGCUACCAAGGGUGAUGAAACUCGUGCUAGCUUGUGGAUUGUAUGCACACAUGCAGAGAGCUUCCUACACGGUAACAGAUUAACAUGUCAGUAUAUACUUCUGUCAUACAGUUAUCAUUCCUUUUUCUUCUCACCUCUUAUGCUUUGGACCAUGUGUACAUAAUAAGUACAGGAUAUGGCUUGGAUAUUUAGAUAGGAGAGAUAAGAGUGCAGGUCCCAUACACACAAGAGCUUCUAGUACAAAUAUCUUGUUCAAUAUCCAGUUAAAAGUUGUUUCUUUAAUAAGUGUCUGAAAACUGGGUGCCAACUGUGGGGUGAUCUUGUAAUUAAUUGCUUGUUUUCCACCUAGUUUUAUGAAACAAUCAAUUGACUGACUGAUGCAUCAUUUCCUGAAAGUGUUAAUACAUUUUUUCCUUGCUGUGCUGUGUGAACUCCCUGUAGUACUAUUUAUAUCGGUUGACAGCAGUCCAAUCCACCUCCUGUUUAUUUGAAUUUUAUCAGUAGAGGCUUCCUCACUAUAGUCUAUAGAUGGCCUUAGAUAUAGAUAUAUCUAUAGAUGGACUGCCAAACUUAGUUACAUGGGUCUUCUCCUCAUAGCCAUUAUAUUUGUUAUUUUCCUCAUAAGAUUGUAAGCAUUUAGGUAACUCACUUUUAGGUUUGCUUAAAAAGGAUGCUUGAUUUUGUGAAUUAAAGACAAACCAAAUACUGCACCAGACAUCACUGACUGACUGACUGUCAUUUUGUCAUGUGACUACACAUCUUCUUUAUUUUGCAUAAUAUUUAACAAACCUGAGAUAUGUAAUGUAUAAUCUGAAUAUUACUUUCUUUGCUUAGCACUUUGCUUACUUUAAAAUAUGGCAACAUACUUGCACAUUGCAGCAUAACUUUUGUUGGGUUUUUUGAAAUCUCAUUUUUCUUUCUGAGUGCCAUUUUGAGUAUACUACUCAAGGCUUUCCCCAUUCAAUUGUUGCCUGUGCAGCUAUAAUUCUAAUAACUGACAGAAGGCCCUCCCUUAUCCUUGGAGGAAGUGCAGCAUAAUUGCAUUUCUAAUGUAAAAUAUUUAACAAGAUAUAUGGCAUUAACAAUAUUUGCAAGAUUAUGUAGUUACUAUAAUUACAUUUUCCCAAUAAAGACUGGUAUGAAAACCGA